UUUUGGACAGGUCGAAAAGGCGCGUCGCCGCCAGCAUGGACCUCCAGCGGCGUGAGAAGCAACAAGAGACUACAGAGAAGUUGGCUGCCGAGUUCCCGAUCCCGAAAUGGUAUGACCUGUCCCUUCCUGUACUGCCCGUCGAUGCGAUCGUGUCCGCCGCGGCGCCGACGAGCAACUCCCCGUUCAAGCCCCGCAUGUCCAGGAUGAACACUGCAUUACAACUGGACAUCGUUCGCCAACAGGUGCAGACAGCAGGCCCAGUGCCAUCAAAUGAUAAACUACGGAGGAGGUCCACGAUGACAGCGCUCCAUCCCAGGCGACAGCUGCCUCCUCCACAGCUUCCCCAGCUUCCCGACGGCGCAGAUCAGUACGGGCUGUGGCAGCUUCCCAAGAGCCCAACGAGGUCACAAGCGGCCCACGGAAUGCUGCAUAAAUCGAUGAGCUCCAUGGAUAUGUUGCGCAUUGUUCAAGCACAGCACGCCUCCCAGAAAAAAGUUGUCGAUCCGUGGGCCGUCGACCCGCCGCCGUCAACUUCCACACGGCCAUUGAAAUCACACACGAGCGCCGGCACAUUGCGGCACUUCCCAUCGGUGCAUUCUAUGGCUCACACCACCAUAAAUGCGGACAACAACGCCCACGUGUCGUCAUCGUUGGAUCCAGCCCAUCCGCAACACGACUUGUACGACUCAUUGUCAGACGAGGAAGGAGACAACGACGACGUUGUGGCGUACACGCAUGAUGGGGACCCCCCCUCUGAGCGCGACACCAACCACGCCCCUCCCCGGAGGAAAACACCGAUGCCAAACGUGUUGGUCGACCACGUGCCGGGCGCCGCGUCCACAGAAGUUGCGACGAUGGGCAUGCACCGCCGUCAAACGAUGGCAGAUAUUGGUUUGUUUGCAGAAACGUAUUUGAAGAAGAAGUUUUUUAAGCGGUGGGACGCCAUCGAGUUUGCAUUCUCCGGCGGCGAUUUAAGCCAGGCCCAAGUCGAGCGCGUGCUGCAGUCAAACGGCGUGGUGUCCACGGAAAUGGACGUCGAUCGCAUUCGAUCGGACAUCCACACGUACAUGACCACCCACGCCAUCGAUGCCGACGACGCCACGGACUUUAUCUCGGACGCCGUCCACUUUCACGUCAAGAAGGACGACGACGACGAUGGGGUGGUGCCGCGCUUCAUUUCGCUCGCCAUGUUGCGCGAUAUGUUUUACCCGAAAGACCCGACAGCGAUCGCGCAGUGGACAGCCGAGUUGCAAGCCGAGAAGAAGGCGGCAGCCGACGAACAGACCGACCGAAAUCGCCAGCGCGACAUGCUCGAGCGCAAGAUCAAACAAAGACUGCAAACGACAGCACAAGGCAUGGUCCGCGUGCUCGACCGGUUCGACUUUAUGCACGCGGCGUGGCCCAGUGCCACCGUCAAGGCGGCAACGACCGACCAGUUGUUUAAAGUUAUCUUCCAUCGCAAAAGGAAGGCGGCGGCGGCGGCGCUGCUGUUUGAAACCCAAGACAAGUCAGCCACGCAUGGCAGUCGCCACCACUCGAACAACCACGAAGAGUGCCAGGAUGACGCAAACCACGCCCAUCGAUCUGUCCCCGUCGUAUUGAACGCGCUCCUUCAAACGUAUGGUCGCAACCGCGGGCUCGACGACGUGGACCUUGAAGAUGCGGCGCAUGUCUUUCACGACGUCGCGGCCAACGCGAUUCAAAACGGCGCGCGGCAGUACUUUGCGCGACAAGCCACGUUUUGGUUUCCCGAGCGACAGGAAUUUUUCGCGUUCCAGUUGAAGAAACGUGUGUUCCGGACUUGGCGCGACCGCGCGCGGCAGCUGCGCCACCAGCGCCACGUCGUCUUUCGAAAGUUCGUCGCGUGGAGGUACCGCAUGCUGCUCGCAACGCGGUACCGAGAGCUGUACCGCAUCUGCUUUUGGCCGCUCUACGUGUGGAAGCGCUACGUCCAAUUUGUUCUGCUCAGUCGGGGCAAAGCGCUGUUUUUGCGCCGCGUGGUUCACACCUACGUCCAGCUCCGCAUUGUCCGUGGAUGGCGACGAUACGUCGCGAGGAAGCAGUGGGGACGAGGCGUCGUCCAGCGCCGAACGCUCCUGCGGAAUGCAACGACUGAGCUUGGCAUCGUGGCGGCGUGGCGCGCGAUCGCACAAGUGUCGGCGCGAUUGAAGCGGAUCUGGGAAAAGCGAGGACUUUCCAUGUUCUGGCAAACCAAACAUUACACGAUUCGUGUCGCGAUGCACGUGUGGCGGUACUAUUCAAUCCUCAGGCAAGAUAUACGUCGGCGCAAGUAUUUGUGCUUUCAUGGCGUGUUGGCUAAGACAGCCGACGCAUGGGACGGCGACAGCGCGCAUGAAAAGGUGCCGCUCACACGCAUGAUGGAGUCGCAUCUCGGGUCGAAAAUCAAGCUCAAGAGCCAUACGCACGAACUGGGCAUGGCCAUGUACAUCAAGUACCGAAAGAAAGAUCGGCAGGCGAUUCAAGCCAUGGCCAUGGUGUUCAAACGAGUCGCUCCGAUGGUUUUUCGGCUGUGGGUGCUCCACCGAGAGCUCAAGAAGCGAGGCCGGUUUGCCACCGAAUUGGGACUGUUUCGGUUGUUGUCGGAGCACUUUUCGACAUGGCUUCGCUUCUUACUGCAUCGCAAGCACCAGGAAGCGUUGCGCCGCGCGUCGUCGAAGCGCCUCCGUGACAAAGUCCAAGACGUGAACGCACAGGCAGCCCAUGAUGAGCCGAACGACGCACAGCCUCCGAUUUCAAAACGUGCACUGCAGUGGCGAGCCGACCGCGAGUGGCGAGACGCAGGCAUUGCGCAGGCAGCCGUCGACGCGAUCGACCUGGCCGCGAUGUUGCACACGUUAGCUCAACAGCGUGUGGACAGCACACACCGGUUCGCCGCCAUAGAAGCACACCUCGCCGAUGCGAAACAAGCCGAAGCGAGGCUGCAGCACGAAGAAGAAACCAAAUCCGCGGGCAUGCGGUCCCAACUUCAUCACUGCGCGUCGCAGAUCUUGCACACCCGCGUCCGGCGGUUGUACGAAACAAUAUGCCGGACGUUUGACGUUCUUCAAGACAAAUACAACCGCAUGCUGCUCAAGUCGACGUUUCGCGCGCUGCGCAUGCCCCAAAGCGAUAUGCAUGCGACGCUCUUGGGCCAUCGCGCCAAGGUCCGCAACUGGAUUCGACUCGCACGAUGCUUUGCUUACUGGGAAGCGCACAUCGAUCGGUUCCACACGCUCAAAUCGAUGUGGCACAUGUGGCGCAAGUGGAUUGCGUUCAUCCGAUAUCGCGCGCAGUACGAAAGCCCUGGCCUCGCCCGCAACAUGCAACGCCGUCGGGUGCUCGUGUCCAAGUUUGAAGGUUAUUUGGUCGACCAGGACUUCAUGUUGAUUCCGACCGUCCUCGACAAAAAACUGUCGUACAACUCGUACAAGGCCGUGUUUGUCCGCUGGGUCGAGUGGACACAGCUCACGCACGCGUCGAAUGCCAUGAUCCGGCACUUCCGAGCACGAUCGGCGAUUCGUCGCAUGGGCCGAGUCUUUGUCGGGUGGAAGGUCCAGUUGAAAGCGAAAUACAUUCCAUUGCCACACUUCAGCGUCGAGCGGCGGCCGACCGCCGACAUUGAGCGCGUCCGGUCGUCGCUGUGGAGCAAGCGCAAGCACUUGGUGUCCAGGCGCAUCCGCAAAGUUCUCAGCGCAUGCGACCGCAAACUACGACUCAGCGUGUGCAGCAACCCAACCCUCAAGCACUUGUUUGCCAUGCACUCCAAGGACAUUAUGAAGCGGCUCAACUUGGAGAACCGCCUCAUGUUUGUCGCGUACAACGAGCGUCAAGUGCACCACUACGAGGAGCGCCUGAGUCCGUUGAUGGGCGGCGAGAUCGGCCAGCGCUUCGAGUACGUCGACGUCGUGCCAUUCGGCCACAUUCACCAGGUCAACGUGAUUUGCGGCAAGAGCGUGGAUGGGAUUGCUGUGUUGGUCAAGUCGUACAACCGAACUACCGAAGGCAAGAUACACGGCAACCCCUUUGGCAACAGCUCGAUCUUUCUCCUUGGUCCUGGCGAGCUGUUGAUAGCAAUAGAAGGGUACGCAACGCAGUCGACGAUCUUGGGAAUUCGGUUUGGCACGACCCAAGGGCGGUGGUCCAAGUGGUACGGCCGCGCCGACGCCGGCCUCCCAUUCUUGCUACGCGGAGAAGAAGGCGAAGAAAUCGUCGGGCUACAUGGAUAUGCUGCCAAGGACUCGGUGAACGGUCUCGGCGUGUGUUUUCGCCGCACGACCGAGCACAACGUGUUUGAAGGGCUCUGGCUCGACCACGUUGGCCACAAAUUCGAGGCCCCGACCAACGACACGCCGUCUGCACUCACCGAUCCGCCCGGCAACGACCGCAUCCAUAAUUGCGACCGCCAGUUUUCGUACUUUUUGCAAAUGCGGUCGUGCGACGUGUACGCGGCGAUGGACCGUUCGCACAAGCUCGCGCUGCGCAUGUGGCGGUCGGAAACGAUUCCUGACGAAGUCAAGCGCCUUCGCAUUGUCAUGGGGGUCUGUCGAUGGUUUUUCAAUGCACAAGUGCAUGGACUGGUGGCGCUGACGGAUCGCGAAGACGAAGGCCGACGCAUUCUUCAGGACGGCAUCAACAUCCGUGCGAGUGGCGAAAAGUUGCUCGCGGAGGGGGAGGCCGUCAUGCAGCUCGUCGACAAGUACCGAGAGGGCCGCAAGCAGCAACUCAACCUGGCGCUGCUCGGGUUCAAGAAGAUUCAAGAGUUGCGCCACAACAUGGAAGUGGGCGACGACAAAAUCAAACGAGGCAAGCAACUCAUUGCGGACGGCAACGCCGAAAUCCUCCGCGGGAAGCAGCUUUUGCCCAAGAUUCCCCUCACCGACCGGAUGCUCAAGAACAUUCGAUGUCUGUACCGCGUCGUGCAGACCAAGGACAGCAUGGACGCAAUGAGCGACAGCAUCAAGAAGCUCCUCCUGAAUGGUCACCCCAUCGACACUGACACGACGCUCGUGGACCUGAAAGAAGUCGCGGAGGCCAACGACAACGCUGCAUUCGACAUGGGCCAAGCGCGAGCUGAAGUCGUAUCAAGCAAGCUGCGGGAAGCCCUGACCCGCGUCACACAUUAACAAGUCUUGGCGACUGAAGCGAUCAGGCGAAACGGGGCGUCGAACGGAGCGCUGACUUGCAGCAAGUAGCCCAGUAGUGUUAACAAAACCAGUGUCAGCAUGCAAUUCGCACCAUUGCCGAGACCUGCUUGGGUACAGCUCAUCUUUGGACGCGAUCGAUGCGAAGUUGCU
Molecule: messenger RNA, 5294 nt
Organism: Aphanomyces invadans
Lineage: Eukaryota; Oomycota; Saprolegniomycetes; Saprolegniales; Verrucalvaceae
Exons: 21
Coding region: 36-5123 (1695 amino acids)
Source: RefSeq, a predicted model, not a curated record